CGCCAGCCCACCCCCUCACAACCCUCUCCGCGCGCUGCCUGCGCUUAAAUCAGGAUAAAAGACUCACGGCGUGUCGUUCCCACCUGUUGCGUUCUGCUGGGAGCACUUCGGAGAAAGUUGUGGAACUCAGGAGGGAACAGCAGCGCAGUGAUCAGCUAAAGAUCAGCUGAGGAUCAGCCGGCUUUGUUCUCUGCGCGGCGAGAGGAGCGCGCGCUCUCAGCACAGAGAACCAGAACCAGCUCCAGAAACAGAAGACAGGAUUUUGUUUGAUCUGAAGUGGAAUUUGACACUUUUUUCCCCUCCUCACGAGACGCUCCAACUCGCGUGCAGCUGGCCGAGAGCGGAGAAGUGCCUCGCGGAACAUCUCGAAGAGCAGCUCGAGCUCCAGCUCCGGGACAAAGUUUUGGGAAGUUUGGACGGAACAGCAACGAACAAGAGGCUGCCUGUUGCCGGACGGAGAGGCAUGGAUGCGAGCCAGAGCCUGCGCUUCAUCCUCACCAUCACCCUCCUCGCCUGCAGCUCCCAGAGACCGGCGCACGCGAACUCGUGGUGGUCUUUAGCCAUGAACCCCAUCCAGAGGCCGGAGAUGUACAUCAUCGGAGCUCAGCCGCUGUGCAGCCAGCUGACGGGUCUGUCGCAGGGCCAGAGGAAGCUGUGCCAGCUCUACCAGGACCACAUGGUGUACAUCGGCGAGGGGGCCAAGACUGGCAUCAAGGAGUGCCAGUACCAGUUCAGACAGAGGCGGUGGAACUGCAGCACCGUGGACAACACGUCUGUCUUCGGCCGGGUCAUGCAGAUAGGCAGCAGAGAAACAGCGUUCACCUACGCCAUCAGCGCUGCAGGUGUGGUGAACGCAAUCAGCCGGGCAUGCCGAGAGGGUGAGCUGUCCACCUGUGGCUGCAGCCGAGCGGCACGGCCCAGAGACCUGCCACGGGACUGGCUGUGGGGCGGCUGCGGGGACAACGUCAACUACGGCUACCGCUUCGCCAGGGAGUUUGUGGACGCACGGGAACGGGAAAAGAACUACCCACGAGGCUCCACAGAGCACGCACGCACACUAAUGAACCUGCAGAACAAUGAAGCUGGGCGAAUGGCGGUGUACAACCUGGCCAACGUGGCGUGCAAGUGCCAUGGUGUGUCAGGCUCCUGCAGCCUGAAGACGUGCUGGCUGCAGCUGGCCGACUUCCGGCGUGUGGGCGAGUUCCUCAAGGAGAAGUACGACAGUGCUGCCGCCAUGCGCAUUGGCCGGCGCGGCAAGCUGGAGCUGGUCAACAACCGCUUCAACCCUCCCACAGCCGAGGACCUGGCGUACAUUGACCCCAGCCCGGACUACUGCCUGCGCAACGAGAGCACGGGCUCGCUGGGCACUCAGGGCCGCCUCUGCAACAAAACCUCAGAGGGCAUGGACGGCUGCGAGCUGAUGUGCUGCGGCCGCGGCUACGACCAGUUCAAGACCUACAAGCAUGAGCGCUGCCACUGCAAGUUCCACUGGUGCUGCUACGUCAAGUGCAAGCGCUGCACAUCACUGGUCGACCAGUUUGUCUGCAAGUAGCCCCAGAGGUCCCCCUGGGCCGUAGGGAUGCACUAAACUAAAGGAGUUGGGGGCAGGUCUUUUUUGGGCUCAGAUGAAAAGGACGGAGCAAGAUGUACAAAGACAAUGAUAAUAAAUAUAAAGAAAAAUUUAAGUAUAUAAUUAAGUGUACGUGUGUGGUGAAUGGUAAUUUAAUGAAGUUCACUCGAGAACCGAAAGAAGCCGAACAUCUGGAGAAGGAGUCAAAAGAGUGUUGCAGAUGUGUUGCUUUGUCCUCUUUCCCUCGUCAGCGAGUUUGAAACAGGCCUGGCGUGAUCCGUGACUCUUGCUCUUUAUGAUUCUUCUCUUGAGAAACAGGAGAUGACCUUUUGAACUCAUUGCUUUAACAGCGUGCUGCCCUCCCUGAUCCCCUUCUACAGACUCGCUCCACCUCUCCUGCAUUAGAGCUCUUCAAAUCCUCGCGGCGGACAGUGACCUCGUAUGAGUACGGUGGAAUUUGGAACUAUGGGGUGAUGAGUUCAUGUUGACCUGUGAAAUCUGUGUUGCUGCGCCUCUCAAGGUCCGAAGCGCUGCCACACAGAGCCAUGGAGAUCUUAACAAUGACCCAUCUGCCAAGAUCAGAAAGAAAUAAUCCUGCCAGAGGACACUCAGCACUCUGUGUUAUGGGGAAAGUCCUCCAAAGCAACUCUACUCACAGAAACAUCUUGUCUCCUCCUAAUGAUUUAAAAUAGCCACCAGGCUUCUAGGCUUAAUAUAAAGAAGCUUUUUGCUUGGCUGACUAUUAGCUGGUAUGAGCUCUCUGUGUGUUUCAGGGUCUUCCUCGCAUCGUCUCAAGGAAUUCCAUCUUGCCCUGGGCUGAUGUCCAAUGAAUGUCGUGUUGCUUUUCACAGAUAACUGCGGUGCCUCAGUACACUGAGCUUCGCAGAAAUGAAUGUGAGUCUUGUAAGAGGGAAAAAAAAAGAUGAGGCUAUAUGAUAAGGACUGCAAAAUACUAUUGUAGUCAAACAAUAGUGGUUCAGAUUAUAUUUUAUUAAUUGCUUCUCAUGUUAUACGUCGUAUAUAUUGUUCUGAAUAUUAUUUUUUGAUACAGAGGCUUCUACUGUUGAGCUCUAUUUUAGCAGAGGCGACUUGCCACUGGAGGGAAUGGGUUCUGCUCUCGCCCGUUGUCAGGCCUUUGUCGAUCAAUGAAUUGUGAGAAAGAAUGCUAAACUUGUAAAUAACAGUCCAUGUAUGCAAAUUACACUUCAACGUGAUUACAAUGUUCAUGACUUUACAUGUUAAUCUAAAUUGUUUGCAGCCCUAUGACCAUAUGCUUGUUGUGUAUAUGUAUUUUCCCCAUCAUUCGAACCAGUAAUAUUAAAAAUAUUCAUAGUGAUGAUUA
Pygocentrus nattereri (red-bellied piranha) is the source of this 2912-nucleotide messenger RNA. It is a transcript of the gene wnt5b, whose product is annotated as wingless-type MMTV integration site family, member 5b. The transcript has 5 exons. Gene Ontology annotation, molecular function: frizzled binding; cytokine activity. Gene Ontology annotation, cellular component: extracellular region. Lineage: Eukaryota; Metazoa; Chordata; Actinopteri; Characiformes; Serrasalmidae. The record is from RefSeq and is a predicted model, not a curated record. Bases 464 to 1552 code for a protein of 362 amino acids. Gene Ontology annotation, biological process: canonical Wnt signaling pathway; neuron differentiation; multicellular organism development.